Molecule: messenger RNA, 2109 nt
Organism: Closterium sp. NIES-65
Lineage: Eukaryota; Viridiplantae; Streptophyta; Zygnematophyceae; Desmidiales; Closteriaceae
Source: the annotation of a GenBank genome assembly
AUGCGGAGCAGUGGAGCGGGGAAUGAGGGCAGUGGAAUGGGGAAUGGGAGCUGUGGAGUGGGGAAUGAGAGCAGUGGAAUGGGGAAGGCAGUGGAGCGGGGAAUGAGGGCAGUGGAGUGGGGAAUGAGGGCAGUGGAGUGGGGAAUGAGGGCAGUGGAGUGGGGAAGGCAGUGGAAUGGAGAAUGGGAGCUGUGGAGUGUGGAGUGGGAACCGCGUUUCGCCUGGUUCGUUUCGUUUCGCCAGGGUGUUGAGUCCCCCUUCUUUCCUUCCUCCCCUUCUUUCUCUCCCGCUUCCCCCCCACCCAACCUUCUUCCGGUCCUCUUCCCCGUCUUCUCUCCCCCCCCCACCCUCCUCUCUCCCCGACCUCCUCACUCCCCCGCCUCCUCUCUCCCCCGCCGCCUCUCCCCCGCCUCCUUUCUCUCGCCUUCUCUCCCCCGCCUCCUCUCUCCCGCCACCUCCGCCACCUCUCUCUCGCCUUCUCUUCCCCGCCUCCUCGCGCCCGCCUCUCCCCCGCCUUCUCUCUCCACAGACGUACUCAACUACCGCGGGCUCGUCUGGCGCCUCCUGGACCAAUGGCCGUCCUCGGCGCGUCCACGUCAGCAAUCGCCUGACCUAACGGCGAUAUCGUCAUCUUCCGCGUCUCUGUUCGCUUCGGGGAAUGAGACGUGGGGGGAGACUUCCGAGACGUCUCAAGGUUCCGCGAAUGCGACGUGGGAUUCCUAUGAACCAUCUCAAGAUGCGGCUCGUACAACAUGGGCGACGCGGGACGGUUCGGAAAUGACGAUGGGGGAGUCAACCGGCGGCGAACACGCUACGACGUCGGAUGCGGAGGGAGCGGCAUCGGGCCGCGCCGAAGCCGCUGCUGUUGGGAUGAGCCAUGGGUGGAGGAAAUGGAGGGGACACGUGGUGCGCGAGGAGAGGCCGUUGGGGCAGCGCAGGCAGAUGGCUGAUUCGUGGCUGGAUGGUCCCUGCUCCGACUACGUAAAAGCGCCCGUCAUCAGUAUAUCUUCUCUCGCGGAUUUCAACAAGCGACUGGACUACGGUCCCGUUACAACGGUCAUCCUCGAACUACAGAGAAACCUCGUUAUAAGCAAGGGAAUCCUCUUCGACAGCAAGUUCUCCUGCACGAUUCUGCGAUCCGCGAAGACCGCCGCGAACCCGUUUCAAAUCACACACAUGGGAGCUAAUGAACCGGUGCUGCGUAUAUGGAACACAAGCAACGUGCUUGUAUUGAAGGUCGAUUUUAGGCUCAGCGUUCGCUCCUCCUCCCCAACCUGCACGACUGUUCCCGAAAUUACGGCCAAGGCGCAGUGCCCGACGAUUUCCGUUAUCCGUUCGUACGGAAUUCAAAUCGCGAAGGGGAGUGUUUUCGGGAGAAUCGAUCUACACCGCUCGGCGUCGUCUCGAGUGGACUCCAUGCGUGUAACGGGGAUUCCGACAUUCAACCAGUCGCCUGGCGUGAUUCAAGUGACGUACAGUGGCCACGGGCCUACACUCGCGAAAUCCUUCAUUGCUAUAACAAACAAUGAAGUGUAUGGCGUGAACACGCCCAUUGUCGUCCACAGGGGAUCCGUCGGCGUUAUCGUGAGAAACAACUACGUGCACGACUUCAUAUUCGCGGGUAUCCGCUGCGGAUCCGACGUGCAUUUCGCGGGCGACUGCAUGCUCACGCAGAUCGACCGCAACCUGGUGGUUGCAUCGGGAAGAAACAGAUCAGGAGACCAGGAUGCAGCGGGGAUUUACUACUGCGUCCACUGGUUCAGCCCUGACAACACAGCAGAGUGUAACUACGUGUUCAACGGGGACCACUGUUACUACCUCGAUUUCGUGACAUCUGGAGUGGCGAUCAAGGGAGGUGCCUGCAUCAACACAUACGAUGGCAUCAAAGUCAACAAUGGAAAAUGGAACAGGGCAGAGGAUGUGAUUAUAAAGAAGGUUACGGGGUCCCCGGGGUGGAGUGCGUGUCUGACUCCUCUGGUGCUCAACUGCAACAAGAACCCCGGCACGUACUGGGAGCUCAUGAGGAAACAAUACUACGAUACGCCAGUCUUUAAAGAGGUAAUGAUGAUCAAUAGCCUGGGUCACAUUGAGGCACGUACUGGGAGCUGA